Colletotrichum fioriniae is the source of this 1986-nucleotide messenger RNA. The record is from RefSeq and is a predicted model, not a curated record. Lineage: Eukaryota; Fungi; Ascomycota; Sordariomycetes; Glomerellales; Glomerellaceae.
AUGGCGCGCGAGAAGAAGAGUCUUGCGCAGCAUGCCAAGAUCCAGGCUCUGCAAGAUUCAUGGGCCUCUAGCAACGCAUCUGGAGGUCAAUCGGGUUCUGCUGGACAGUCGGCGAAUGCAAAGGACUGGCUGGGUGGGUCUGCAUCCGAAGCAUCGUCCAAGAGAAAGCAUUCUCUGACUGAGAAUCUGGCUGGGGUUGAUGCUAAGCGGCAGGCAACGGAUACCGGCAUUCACGGUGUAUCGACUAGUAAAUCGCCCGAAGAAGGAACAAAUCCAACUCCGACGGAGCAAGACUUACUGAACGUCCUUGGGCUCGGACGGCCCGGCUCCAGGCCCGACAUCCUGAAAAGCACCGAAGACGUCUCAUCACCGGCAGGAGCAGCGCAUCAAGUCCAAGUGAUUGAAUCUUCGGACGAGGAUAUGGACUACGAGGAUCAAGCAGGUGCUGAUGAUAUGACGGACGAAGACGAAGACGAAGACGGAGAGACUGAAGGAGACCUGGAGAUCAACACUACAGGCACGCCAUCUGCAAAAGCCGCCCUCGCAAAGCAUCGUAGCUCCAAGUUCAACGACAACCUCGACGGGACCCUGUCAUUCGUGGACUACUAUAAGAGGGUAGGCACCAAGUACGCGGCCCCCAUCGUGGUCUCGCAGAAUCCCCUCCGGGGCGACGAGCCUCCCUUGGCGGAGCCAGUGACUGCAGGCUAUAAGCCUGUGUCGGCCCCGGCCACGGCUCCGAGCCCAGUUCCGUGGGGCCCGACUCCGAAGCCUGUGAAUUCAACCCCGUCCCGGGCCGUCCCCAAGUCAUUUUUGAAGAAUGAUAUGACAGUUAUCAAGCCACCUUUAGUGGCCCCGCCUCCGAGCCAAAGCGUUUCUGCCUCAGAUGGCUCGCUGCUCACGUACUUAUCCGGCCACUUUUCUCCCGCCUACAAGGUACCGGUUGAAAGGCCGGAUGUGAAGGCGCUGCUGAAACUCCCUCGACGGCGCCCAUUGCCUCAGACGUGGAAGUUGAAGUACACUGGAAUCGGACACCUGGCACCCCUCGCAACAGUUGCGCUUCUAAUAUUUCUCACCGGCGAUCUUGCCACACCAUGUUGCCACGUGUGCUACAAGCACAAUGAUCCCUUUGAGAAUUUCCUACAGCCAUGCGUCGUCAUGUCUGCUGCAGCUCCUGGUUUCCUAAAGGAGAUUGGAAACAAGGCCUGCUCGGGAUGUCAGUGGCGGUCUAACUUCCGCAGAGAAAGGAACAAUUGCUCCUUCUUGUCCUCGGGCCAAGGAGCGUCAAGCCCACAAGUCACCUCAAUAGCACCCCCUAUACGAUCUACGGUUGCAACUCGCUCCGCAUCUGCCACAACCGCGGCUGAUGCAUAUGCCUUGCCAUAUCCUCCAGCAUCUCAACCACCUCCAAAAACCUCAACUCCGGUGUCUACCGCUUCCCUGCCGCCAUCAACACAGCCGGCGCCGAGCACUCACGGUGUCGAUAGCCACCCGCCCCCUAGCCCGCCGAGACGGACCACACGACACUCGGCGGCUAAUGCAAAGCUCCCUGCCGAUUCCAGGACAUUGACGCCCGUCGGACAUGCCUCUUCGCUCAGUGGCAAUGCUAUGCCAUCAAACACUCUGGAAAUGGAAGACUGGGAAGUUGCUCCAGGGCGGAUUCGUGAUGAACGCAGCGAAUCCCCAACAAAUGUAGCCUUUUCCAACUCCUAUCUCACGAGCAACCAAGCUGUGACUGUCUCUGAGGAAAUAUCCUUCAACGUUAUCGUCAUCAAGCCCGGAGAGUCGCACGAAUGGGCCGCCGAAUCGGAGAAGGUCCGAAUUUGCUCCUUGGCCGCGGGCAAACUUAAGGUGAAACUUGAGAACGCUGAGCCAUUCUCGAUGGGCCCGAACGGAAUGUUCAAGAUGAAGCCCGGUACUGCAUGCACUGUUUUGAACCGGCUAUAUAUUGACGCGGUGCUGCAUGUUACCACUGUUUCGUCCUUCUAG